Messenger RNA from Cydia fagiglandana, 3143 nucleotides. It is a transcript of the gene Syx17, whose product is annotated as syntaxin-17. Bases 115 to 1095 code for a protein of 326 amino acids. The transcript is spliced from 7 exons. The record is from RefSeq and is a predicted model, not a curated record. Lineage: Eukaryota; Metazoa; Arthropoda; Insecta; Lepidoptera; Tortricidae.
CAGAACUUGACUUGCCCUGUCUCACAAUCAGGAAAUCUUUGUUAUUGUUGUUCCUAUUGUAGUUCAGUAUUUCUGAAAUGUAACAGAAUUAAAAAGAAGCUUACUAACAAAAUAAUGGAGGAUGAGAACCAGUUACCGCUGAAGCGGGUGGAGCUGUCGUUGUCCAAGUUCAACGACGUCGCGAUUCCACACCACCUGGAGCUACUCCGACAACACAAGGCUAACAUUAUCAAGCAUGAAGAGGCGGGCCAGUAUGCACAAGUUCGUCGCGAGCAGGCGGGCGCCGGUCGUGCUGCAGCACGCCUACGGUCCCUUCUUGCUGAACUCUCUGCGCUGAGGGGGCGUGUGCGGGAGCCGGACCGCCAAGCCUUUGACACCCGGACACAGCGGUCAAGGGACCUGACCCUGCAAGCUAUUAUGGACUACCUUGGGUUGAUAGAGCGAAGUUGCACAGGCCUGGCGAAGCCCCGAUCUCGCCCCUACGAAUCAUCACCAAUGAGCAUAAGUCGGUCAGACCGAAGCAUGACAGCGGUAGCUGGUAGUGCGGUGUCUACUGACUCGGUGGGCGUGGUCGCGCACGCCAGAGAGAGCGCGGAGACAAGUCAGAGUGAGAUAGAAGACGACUGCGAUGUACCGGUGCUGCAGCUUCAGGUUGAUGACCAUCAGGAGUUGGCUCUCGCAGAGCGCGAAGCCGCGUUACGAGGAUGGACGGAACUACAAGCGGAGCUAAGAGCUCUACACGGAGUAUGGGCGGCGACACACGCGGCCGCGCGCGCGCAGCGGGAACAAGUGCUAGAGGCGGCGAGUCAUGUGGAGGUAGCAGCUGAUAAUGUGGAAGCAGCUAAAGCGCACCUGUCUACUGCAGAAAAACUACGCGCUGGCGCGUGGGGUGCCGGUGGAGCUUGUGUAGGAGCUCUAGUGGGAGGCCCCGUGGGGCUGCUGGUGGGCGCCAAGGCGGGCGCCGCCGCGCUGCUGGCCGGCUCGGCGCUGGGCUACGUGGGCGCCAGGCUGCUGGGCCACAAGAGGCAGGAGCAGCUCGCUAUACAGGGUCGUCCGGCAAACGAGGAGCCCCCUCAGGAGAAGAAAGCGCAAUAGCGGCUGCAGUGCGUCUGCUGCUAGGCGACGCACUCCCCUCCAUGCAACACUCGCCCCCGAGUGAGAUUUACUAGAGUUGGUAAACAUUCGUUCGACGCUUAGUCUAAAUUACAUUGAACUCGACUGUUUUACAAAACUCCGCGCUACUCUUGAGUCUAGAGAGUAGAGUUGAAUCCAGUCCUUUCGGAGCAAUAUUAAAAAGGAGUCGAGCCUUGGGAAUGCUACCGGUACUGAGUUUGUAUGGCGAGAACCGGGAAUUCCCGGUUCCGGUACUGUAUUUGUAUAGAAAACCAGUACCGGGAGCACUCCCUAGCCGAGUCCGAAAAUCAUUUUCAAUGUAAUAGGGACCAUCAUUCGACGCGAGAGGUUUAAACAAAAUGUGUGUAUACAUAUUAUUGUCCUUAUUGGAUUACUUUCUUCUGUUUUGUAUGUCAAGCCUUAUUCUUAAACAAACCUUAAUCGAUGCUUGAUCAGCGCUUAUUUCUAGAAUGAAUUCGAGCUGCUACAAAAGGCGCAACUCUUACAAUCGAAAUGAAGCCAGUUUCAAAAUAAAGAAUAAUAAAGUCUAGACAACCGACUCAACCGAGGCAGGUCUGACAGGUCCGACAGGGUCUCAAAAUGAGGAUCUUAAAAGACUCGAGUCUUUACCAACACUAGCUACUAGCUAGGUUCAUGUCUAGUCGUAAGAUCACAACGGGUUCACAAAGUACUCGCUGCUAUUGUAUAUAAAAUAAAUAAGGAAUUGUAAAUGUAAAUAGUCUAGAAGCUUGAGAAGCUGAAAGCUUUUAAUCAGACAUUUUUAAUAUAUUUAUGUAUUUGUUUAAUGAUUGUAUAAACAAUUUUAUUUGUUAGCGGCUGUCCAUAAAUUACGUCAUCGAUUUUUGACGAUGGUAGCAUGACUCCUACGUCAUGCUACCAUCAUCCGAUGUCCAGAACCCCCUUCCCCCAAUUUGAAAUGACGUAAUUUAUGAAUAGCCCCUUAUAAUAAAUAUAUUUUUGCCACAUAAUUUUAAUAGAAAGAUCUCUCUCGAUAUAUGCACAAAUGAAAGCUGACCAAAACGAAAUAAAUUUACUUAUGAUAGAUCUUCUUAUGAACUAGGUAUAGUCUGACAAGAAAUUGUAGAAAAUUAUUGAGGAGGCCACUCUCUACGUAACUGUCACAUUUUUGACGUAAAAUGCUUUAGUAAGUACUUAUGGAUUUUUUUGUAGUUCCAUUUUAUUUAUUUUUUUCCACUUUAUGUCGCACUAUAAGUAAUAAAUUUACACGCUAGCGUGUGGGGUGGCCCAUAAGAUAAUAGUUUUAGAUUAGACAUAGGUCAACCUAAUAAUAAUAUAUUCACUCUUUGACAUGGAUAGUCAGUCGCAUGUGCUGUGAUAUAUAUACUUAGUGUGCAUAAUAUAGCAUAAAAGCAUACCUAUUCUAAUGAUAUGAUGAUCCUUUUUAAAAAAGAUUAUCAGGUGAUUUGAAUAGAUGUAGACGACCACAUCCCUUCUAAACUUAGGUACCUAAACGCCAACUAAUAAGGCGUAGAUUGCGUAGGAAUUAUUAAGCUGUUUUCUCAUGCUCGGCGAACCUACCUACAGGACGCACUUGUGCACAAAAAUGGGAUCAAGUAAGGAACCUAAGUACCAAGAAUUUAUUCGUACAUUUAUUGACUCACCGUUUCCCAUCUCUAUUGCACGCGCAUUGCUAUUCACCAUCACCUAAAAUGCGGAACCGUCAAUGCCACAGUGCGAGCGAACCAGCAAUAUAAUUAUAGAGAUAGGAAAUGGCAGGUCAAUGUACGAAAUUCUUCGUGCUUAACGUUCAUACUUUAGAUGUACAGUCGGCAGCAGGAGUUGCUAAUCCGCGGAUGUCAAAAAAUCUGCAUCCGCAACAUUCCUGGUUUAGAUGUAGAGUUUGCCGGACGAGUUCCGUGCAAUGAAUACAAAUGUAAAUAAUGACGUGGUGCUUUAUUUAAACAAGUGCUAGUGUCGUGUGACAUUUAUACUCAAUUAGAGGUCAUUUGUGUGGUUCAGCAGUAAUAAAGUAUAAUUUGAGGAUGUUG